Molecule: messenger RNA, 969 nt
Organism: Brassica oleracea var. oleracea
Lineage: Eukaryota; Viridiplantae; Streptophyta; Magnoliopsida; Brassicales; Brassicaceae
Exons: 3
Coding region: 1-969 (322 amino acids)
Source: RefSeq, a predicted model, not a curated record
AUGGUGAAAUUCCCUACACCCUGGGGCAUAAGGGCAGUCAAAGGGGAUCAAGAGGAUUCCCGCUCUUGCUACCAGAAUACUCUAAAGGGAAAGACCAAGGUCUUAUAUCAAUUACAAAGUAAGCCUCCGGCUCAUCACACCGAGGAACCGGAGGUAGAGGAAGUGGACGACGUGCCAUUAACCGAAGGAUAUCAGCCCCGACAUCUCAAGAUCGGCUCUAAGCUGACCGAAGGAUUAACGAGGAGAUUAAUAGACUUCCUCAGGUCUAACUCCGACUGCUUCGCUUUGUCCAACGCAGAUAUGCUUGGGAUCGACCCGGAGAUCAUCAUGCACAAACUGCAGAUAGCGCGAACAAUGGAGGCCUACAUCGACGACAUGCUGGUCAAGUCCCUAGAGGCCGAGGACCACAUAUCUCAUUUGCAGCAAGCCUUCUCCACUCUUUGGAAGUAUAACAUAAAGCUCAAUCCAGCUAAAUGCUCAUUCAGGGGUAAUUUGAGUGAUAUCAUCUCGGAACACGCCGUAAGCACCGUCCUAAUACGCGAGGAGGGAAGCAAGAAUCUACCAAUCUACUACGUAAGUAAGGCUCUCCUAGAUGCGGAAACAUGGUAUAGCCAUCUAGAGAAGCUGGCCUUAGCCCAAAUAGUCACCGGUCGUAAGCUACGACCCUAUUUCCAGGCUCACCCAAUCGUGCUCGUCACCUCCUUCCCUAUAAAUUUGGUUCUCCACAAACCCGAAGUCUCCGGACGCCUAGCUAAAUGGGCUGUGGAACUAGGGGAGUACGACGUAAUAUUUCGACCUGCCACAACUAUAAAGUCACAGGUCCUAGCAGACUUCGUGGCCGAAUUUUCCCUUGUCUUGCUCCCAGCUUUGGAGCAAGAAGUACGCCUCCGAAGCAAAAUUAAGGAAGAGGGAGAAUGGAUCCUACACGUUGAUGGAUCCAGCAACGCACAGGAGCUGGAGUGGGAAUAG